Messenger RNA from Rhodotorula toruloides NP11, 1752 nucleotides. Its product is annotated as Glycoside hydrolase. The coding region runs from base 1 to 1752 and encodes 583 amino acids. Lineage: Eukaryota; Fungi; Basidiomycota; Microbotryomycetes; Sporidiobolales; Sporidiobolaceae. The record is from RefSeq and is a predicted model, not a curated record. Gene Ontology annotation, molecular function: hydrolase activity, hydrolyzing O-glycosyl compounds. The transcript has 7 exons.
AUGGCCACGUCCUCAUCCUGCCUGCCGACUCCCACCGCCUCCUCCUCCUCACGCUACACCCUCUCCGCCGCCUCCCAACUCCCCACACCCCGCUCACCCUCGUCCUUCGUCGCGCGAAACGGGACCCGCCUCACACUCGACGGGAGCGACUUCAAAGCCGUAGGGGCGAACGUCUACUGGCUCGGGUUGGACGAGAAUGGAGUGCCCAACCCGGCGUACCCGUCAAAGGGCAGGGUGCUCGAGGCGAUGGCCGUAGCAGCUGCGAUGGGGGCCACGACGAUUCGUUCCCAGUCGCUCGGCAUCUCGUACGGCACGGCGCUGUCGAUAGAGAACGCACUGGGAGUGUUCAAGCCCGAGGGAGACCCGGCAUGGGACGCCCUUGACUUUGCAGUGUUUGCGGCGAGGCAGUACGGCCUGCGAUUGAUCCUCCCCUUGACGGACCAAUACGACUACUACCACGGCGGCAUCCCCACUUUCCUCCGCUGGCGCAACCUCUCCUCAACCGACUACUCACCCUUCUACGACCUCUCCUCGCCCGUCUUUGCAGACUUUGAGCUCUACAUCCGGACUUUGCUAAACCACACUUCUCCCUAUACGAACCUCACCCUCGCGCAAGACCCAACGAUCCUCGCCUUCGAACUCGGGAACGAGUUGGGCGGAUACUUUGCGGACCACUACCCCCCGCCUGUGCUGUGGUCCGCUGCUGUAGCGGGGCUACUGAAGGGAUUGGCGCCCAAGACGCUGGUGGUGAGUGGGAGGUAUGGAGUGAGCGAGGGAGAGGCAAGGGUCGAGGAGAUUGAUAUCCUAUCCGACCACUUCUACCCGCCCUCCCUCUCCCGUCUCUCCCACUCCUCCUCGCUCUCCGCCUCGGCUCAGAAACCCCUCCUGGUAGGCGAAUACGACUGGACGAACCGACCCUACCUCACCUACCGCUGGACUUGGUUCGUCUUGUGCUUGCCGGUGGUGCUUGCGGCGGGGCUGGGGGUGCUGGGAUGGAGGAGGCGGUGGGGGCCUUGGAGGUGGACGCUGAGAGGGGUGGGUACGUGUGGCAAGGCGAGGAGGAGGAGGAGGCGGAAGGAGCGGGAGCGGGAGGGACAGGAGUUGGCGUUCGCGGCGACCGGAACCGACUCGCCGACGCGAGCUGCAGCGAUACCCGACGACGCUCUCGAGCUCGACAAGUCCUACCUCGCCUCACAAUCGACCUCCGCACUUCCCAUCCUCUCGCGCACACCCUCACAUUCCUCAACCUCCCUCCCUCGCCGCCCCGUCCGCUCCUCUCCCUCGCUGCUCGACCGCCCCCUGACCCUCCGAAUCUGGCACAUCUCCCUCCUGACCCUCAUCGUCUUCCUUCCCCUCCUAGCCGGCCUGUGCCACACCUACAUCCCAACACCGAUCUCUCCCUUCCUUUCACGCCUCACAUCCCUCUCUUCUCCCUCCUCCGGCACGCCUGAGGUUGCGGGAGAUCUCUAUUGGUCCCUCUUCGGACGAGACGAUACCUGUUGCGCAUACGUCACCCACGACGACGGCUACACCCUGCACUACCCCUCCUUCCCCUCCUCUAGCUCUAUCCCACCUUCCUCGAAGGGCGUCCUCGAAUUAACCAAACACGCCUGGACCGUCCGAGGAGAAAAACCCUUCUGGUUGGACCCGGGAAAGGAGGUGAGGGAUGUUGGGUGGGAGGAGUUGCCGGUUGUGGGUUGUCCGCAGCGUGGAGUGAGGGUGGCGAAUGGGACGGUUGUUGGGGGGUUGUAG